Molecule: messenger RNA, 3946 nt
Organism: Ceraceosorus bombacis
Lineage: Eukaryota; Fungi; Basidiomycota; Exobasidiomycetes; Ceraceosorales; Ceraceosoraceae
Source: the annotation of a GenBank genome assembly
AUGCCUGCCAAAUCAUCAUCAAAGGCAGCAGCAGCAACAGCAGAUGCGCAAUCUCCUUCCGUCUCCCAACGGACUCGAUCCGCACGCCCAUCGUCCUCGCUCAACUUUCUUCUCCUAUCUCUCAUAUUUCACCUCAUCUACUCUGCUUCCAUAUUUGACGUCUACUUUACCUCUCCCGUCAUUCAUCCAGACCGACGUUACUCUUUAGCAGACACGUACAUCGACGAUCAAGGCGCGUCUCUAGAGCCUUUGCAUGCUGCUCAGCUAGCUCGGCAAGAGACGGCAAAUCACACCGCCAAGAGGUUGGUGCUCAUUGUGGGCGAUGGAUUACGAGCAGACACUGCUUUUGCCAGACAAUCUCUCAAUUUGGCUCCUCUGUGGAACAGACGAGAUGCGCUGGACCUUGAGCGGGAGAAGAUUUCACAAGAAGAAGCGGCGAGGUCGUAUGGCUUGGAGCUGAGGCAUGAAUCGGCGCAGGAAGCAGAGGGAUUCUAUGCUGCUCCAUAUCUGCGCAAGAUGGCUCUGGAAAAAGGCUCGUUUGGUGUGAGCCAUACUAGAGUACCUACCGAGAGCAGGCCGGGACACGUCGCGCUGAUCGCAGGCAUGUACGAGGAUGUCAGCGCCGUCACAAAGGGUUAGUCGAGCCGGCCAUUUGUCCAUCUCGCGACGGUCACGCUUCAUAGUUGGUCAUUCUCGCUAAAAUCGAUACACUGACCUUUCCGCAUCAGGCUGGGCGCAGAACCCAAUGCCCUUCGACUCGCUCUUCAAUGCGUCUGCUCGUACUUAUUCCUUCGGGUCACCGGACAUCUUGCCCAUGUUCGCCAAGGGUGCAGUACCUGGUCGCGUGCUGACAGAGUCCUACGACGAGAGCGAUGAAGACUUCACGCGUGGUGCGUCCGCGUCGCUAUCUUGUUCGUGUGUCGGCUCGUGCAGCGGAAACUCAAAUAGCGCUCGGCAAUCCUUACAGAUGCAACGCACCUUGAUAUUUGGGUUCUGGAUCGGCUCAAGGCGCUGCUCGAUCGGGCACGCACCGACAGCACGCUCGAUAUGGAGCUCCGUCAGUCGGGCGUGGUAUUCUUUCUGCACCUGCUAGGGCCAGAUACGACGGGUCAUACGUAUCGGCCUCAAUCGCGCGAAUACGUCGGCAACGCGGCAGUGGUAGAUGCAGUUACAAAGGCCGCUGAGCAGCUACUGUCGGACUUCUUCAAUGACGAUCGACAGACUGCAUUCAUCUUCACUGCAGAUCACGGCAUGAGCAGGAAGGGCAAUCAUGGGGAUGGAGAGCCGGACAAUACUAGGACGCCCUUGAUCGCGUGGGGCAAAGGCAUCAAUCGCCCACGCCCUCUUAGUGUUGAGCAUGGAGAACAUCGACAACAGUUGGAGUGGCGUCAUGAACAACGUAUCAAAGAUGCUUAUUACCAGAAGUGGGGAGCUAUGGAUCAGAUGUGGCGUCAAGAUGUAGAGCAGGCCGACAUCACCCCUUUGAUGGUGAGUCGAACCCACACCUGGGCGUACCGAGCCCCUCGAUCUGAAGAGCAGCAGCAAUCUGGUCAUCCUCGUUUAGGCUUCCCUGUUGGGGCUUCCGAUGCCUGCAAAUUCCGAGGGCCGAUUGCCGCUCUCUUACUUGAAUUUCUCUCCAGAGCACGCUGCGCGUGCAGCGUUAGCCAACGCGCAGGGAGUGCUCGAGAUGUACAAGGUCAAGCACUGUGAGCUCAGCUGAUACAGUCCUCGGCUGCGUGAUUUGUCAUCAAGCUAAUUCCCGAGCCCAUUCUUCCCUACCCAAGCUCAAAGAGCAGCGCGGAUGCUCAACUACAUGCCGUUUCACAAGUUGUUGCCCGAGGCUGACCUUUCUCCAGGAACGAAGCGGGUUGAUCAGAUCAAACUGCAAAUUCGGGCUGGACGAUACGAGCAAGCGAUCGAAGACUCUGCAAGACUACUUGAUGAUGCGCUUGAAGGUGCUCGAUACCUUCAGACCUACGACUGGCUAAUUCUAUGCGCCAUCAUCACUGCGGGCUACCUGGGCAGCAUAGCUCACGGUCUAGCAUUCCUACUCCGCACCUACGUUUUUCGCAACGAUCAAUUGCAACGCACCAGAGGAGGCAGGGGAGGGGUUGGGUUCUGGGUGGCUCUACCAGUGCUUAUAGCGCUCUGGUCCAAGUUCGCUCUCGAGCGAUCUCCUCCCACGUAUUUCUUAUAUGCCAUCUUUCCAGCCCUCUUUUGGGGUAGAGCACUGGACGAUCGACAUUUGUUCCUCGCUGCAUUGCGCGCACUCCACGUUCGAUACGCCGCAUCCUCUCAUCCAACUCUGAGCCUGCUGCGCGGCACGCUUGGAAGAGCAUCUUUGGCCAUCAUUGCGCUCGCGGUCAUGGCGCUAGGAUACCUCGUUAGGCCUGUUUGGAGCGUCGGCUUUUUGCUUAUAGGUUUCUUUUGGCCUGCUUUGGCCAUCGACACGAAUACGAGGGCCAGACAUGAAGGUCUACUAUCACUUUGGCCACUGCUUUGCACCCUUUGUGCACUCUUCACCCUCGGAGGGCUGGACAAGGAAGAGAGCGUACCUUUUCUGUGAGUCGCGACGCUGCACGCGGGUUCGAUGUGAACAAUCCUCCUUGCGGCAUUGCUCAUCACGCUUUGCUUCGUCAUGUGUAGCGUCUCUAGCGGUGCGCUUUUCCUCCUGCUCGGUCUCGCGGCGCUCGGCCUCAAGCAACUCUACGGUGAUGGUGCCCCGCAAUCGACUUGCGAAGAUAACAGCGGCCCAAAAGUGGGCUCUUGCGCAAACGUGCCGAACACUGGUGACCGGCACGAAGCUCGCUUUUCGCGCGUGAUGAGGGUGCAGCUGAUCGUGCUGGUCGUCGCAACGGCAGUGACGGCUUCCUCGUCUUACAGUCUUCAAAGGAAGCAAGGUCUGCCGUUACCCAACGAAAUCAUCGCAUGGCUCGUUUUGAUCUUCUCCAUCACCUUUCCCCUCACGUACGGCUUUCGAAGCUCGUCCGGUACGACCGCCACAGAGGCGCAGUCGAGAGGACAGAGUGACCGAGGCAGACAACCAGCGGCGCAUCGUUUGCUCAUCAUCGUCUUUGCCUUUGCCCCCGUCUUCAUCUUGCUCUCCAUUCGCGACGAGGCCCUCUUUUUCGCCAUUUACGUCGCCACUUUGCUCGUUUGGGCGCGCAUCGAAGGCGCGCUGCAGGAAGAACGUUUCCUGUUGCAAAGGUACAAAGAUGACCUCGCUGCCGCUGAUCAGGCGACUACGUCGCAGUCGUCUACAUCACACACACGUUGCAGUAUCGCUACGGACGAGCCGAGAGCUUUGGCCCUCGAAGAUCUGCGCAUCGUCAUCACCUUCAUCUUUUUCUUACACGUUGGCUUCUUUGGCACCGGUGAGUGAUCAGGCGAGUGCAUGCAGGAGGGCAGUGCGCGCGCUGCAGUCAUGCUGACCUUGGAGGUGUUGCCGUGUCGCAAUGCAGGAAACAUUGCAUCCAUCUCAUCCUUUUAUCUAUCACCGGUCUACCGGCUGGUGCCCAUCUUCAGUCCCUUCCUGAUGGCAGCAUUGCUCUUGCUCAAAAUUCUCGUCCCCUUCGUCCUCUUGGCUGCCAUCUUUCACGUCCUGUGCGUCACGCCGCGCUCUGCCGUCUUGGCGCAGGAGCCCAUCUCCACAAGGGGCAAGUUGGUGGAGCCCUCGACGAUUCUAGGUCCUCGCUCGCCAGGUGGCUUGAGCCUUGCCGAUCCAUACGCCCUCGUACUGGCCGCUUCUUGCGCAUUCGAAGUUUUGGCCAUCACCUUCCUCUUUGCGGUGCGUACAGAAGGCUCUUGGUUAGAGAUAGGAAGGAGCAUCACCCACUUUGUCAUGGCCAAUCUGCUGCAAGUCUUUGUGCUGGCCCUAGCCGGCCUAGCUGGCGUCGUUGUGGGCGGUCAAACAAGCGACGGUACGAGCAAUUCCUCCAAAUCUUGA